CGCGCGCGCCGGCCAGUACCGCUCGAGCGUUCGUCGCAAACGCACGUUUGCUCUGCGCCGCGCCGCCUCAGUGACAGUGAUCAUACCGCUACUCUAGACAAUCGAGUCUGUCGCGGUCCUUGUUGGUGAUAAAGUAUCGGCUCGCGGUCGAUCCGCGCCGAAUCGACCCUCCUUCCCGUCGAUACACCGAGAGUGCAUUAUCGAAGGAGAGUUACCGUUGCGACUAGUGCAGUGCUGGUACGAAGAUGAGGCCGAAAGAUGAGACGGACGCGAAGCUCCAGACGGGGACCUUCAUCCUGUCCGAGAAAAUCGAUGACACGAAGGCGAAGAAAAGCGAGAAGGAAAUGAAGAAAGAGAUGAAAAGACUCGAGAAGGAGAAGCAGGAGCGAGAGAAGAGGGAAAAGAAGGCGCGCGAAAAGGAAAAGGAGCGCGAGAAACAAGGAAAGAAAGGCAAAGUGGUGUGUGGCGCUUGCGGCGGCAAGUGCAGCGGCGAGGUGCUGCGCGUCACCGACAAGUACUUUCACACGGCGUGCUUCACGUGCCGAGCCUGCUCCGCCUCGCUCGCCCGCGGCGGCUUCUUCUGCAAGGACGGACACUACUACUGCCCACAGGACUACCAGCGAGCGUUCGGCACACGGUGCGCGGCGUGCGGCCAGUACGUGGAGGGCGAGGUGGUCAGCGCGCUCGGCAACACCUACCACCAGAAAUGCUUCACCUGCGCGCGCUGCAAACGCGCGUUUCCGUCGGGUGAGAAGGUGACGUACACAGGGUCGGAGGUAAUCUGUGGCGGAUGUGCGGCGCCGCAGCGACACACGGCGCGCGCUGCAGCGUCCCCCGCGUCCCCCACCACACCGACCUCUCCCGGCUCGCCCGGCUCCCCCGCCUCGCCGCGCUCCCCCGGCUCGCCCGUAUCCCCCGACAGAGACGACGUCGACCAGCGUCAGCCGGACCCCAACGAGUGCGCGGGCUGCGGCCAGGAGCUGUCGGAGGGGCAAGCGCUGGUCGCACUCGACAGACAAUGGCACACGUGGUGUUUCGCGUGCGGCGAGUGCGGCGCGGUGCUGCGCGGCGAGUACAUGGGGCGCGGCGGCGUGCCCUACUGCGAGCGCGACUACCAGCGCCUGUUCGGCGUGCGCUGCGCCUACUGCCAGCGCUACAUCUCCGGCAAGGUGCUGCAGGCCGGCGACAACCACCACUUCCACCCCACCUGCGCGCGCUGCUCCAAGUGCGGCGACCCCUUCGGCGACGGCGAGGAGAUGUUCCUGCAGGGCGCCGCCAUCUGGCACCCGCGCUGCGGCCCCGCGCCCAACGACCCCCUCGCCCUCGACCGCGCCUGCUCCGAGCUGCAGUGGUCGCUGAGGUCGCGCACUCCGAGCGUCAACGGCUCCUACUGCAGCCCCUACAGCAGCCUCACCAGGAAGUACGGGUACCGCGGCGUGUCCCCGGGACUGGCGCUGCGCGGAGACCGCUCCGGCGCCUCCUCCCCGCACCGCAUCACCACGUACUCCUACCUGGCCAGCGAGCCCGCCACGCUGCGUCGCUGUGUGCAGCCCUACGACCGCCCGCCCACCUCGCCGCACUUCCACCGCCCGCCCUCCUCCGCCAGCACGCGCGCCAGCUCGCGCCCCGGCAGCAAGGCGUCCUCGCGGCCCGGCAUGCGCGCCCUCGUCGACUCCAUGCGCAGUGAGACGCCGCGCCCCAAGUCUCCGCACAUGAACAACGAGGAGCCGAUCGAGCUGUCGCACUACCCGUCGGCGUACAAACCUGCGCCCGGCACCAAGCCCAAGAUAGAGCGCGACGACUUCCCCGCCCCGCCCUACCCCUACACUGACCCGGAGCGGCGCCGGCGGUGGUCGGACACGUACAAGGGAGUGCCGGACAGCGACGAGGAGGAGGGACGUCACAACGGACACAACGGCGUCGACCACAAACUGCAGCGCGAGGAGCGCGAGCUCGCCAAGAUCGAGAGCGGCAUCGCGCAGGUGUUUCUGAAAGAAGUCAAGGAACGGGAGAAACUUCAGCAGUGGAAGAAGCAGAACUUAGAUCCUAGAAAUGCGAGCAGGACACCGUCAGCGGCGCGCGAGGCUGCGCCCCGGCUGCGGUACUCCUCGCCCGUCGGCGCUUCGCCCUCGCGCUCCCUCGACCACCGCGAGCGCCGCGACAUCAGAGACCGCGCCUCCGCAGACCACGCCCACCUCCCCCACAUACCCACAUACAACGUGGUGUCGUCGCUGCGGUCGGCGCCGCGGCCGGGGUACGGGCUGGCCGCCAGGUCACACACCUUCUCCUCCAGCACCGCCGGCGACUUCACAUUCAGCGGGCUGACGGCGGGCGACAAGACGCACAGCACUGACUUCAGCAGCGGCAAGUCAGAUAUAUCUGCCGGCUCCAUAACGGACGUGGACAGGAGUGCUGUGAGCACGGAGGGGGGCGUGGUGGUGCGCGGGGGCGGGACCGGCGUGGGCAUGGGCGUGGGCGUGGGCGUGGGCGGGGCCGUGAGCGCGCUGGGCGGCGUGGGCCCGCGCGGCGGCGGCGUGCGGCGCUCGCUGCCCAACAUGGCGACCUCGCACCUGCUGCACGAGCCCGCCAAGCUGUACCCCUACCACCUGCUGCUCAUCACCAACUACCGCCUGCCGCCCGACGUCGACCGCCUCAACCUGGAGCGCCACCUGUCGGACGUGGAGUUCGAGGCGAUCCUGCAGGUGACCCGCGCCGAGUUCUACCGACUGCCGCAGUGGCGCCGCAACGAGCUCAAGCGCCGCGCGCGUCUCUUCUAGCCUGGCGCCGGAACCCCGCGACCCGCGACCCUCGACCCCGGGGCCCUCAACUCCGGGGCCCUCAACUCUGGGGCCCUCAACCCCGGGACCCUCAACCCCGAGACCUUCAACCCCGGGACCCUCAACCCCGGCGCUGCAACCGGAGACAACGAGCCUUGUAAUUUGUACGCGCGGCUCGGGAUCAAUAUCUGUCUAUCUCUUAACAUUGUAAACUGUCAGAUGAGGUUCGCGGUUUCAAAUUUAUUACUCUGUUUAGUUCUUCCUCUGCUUACGUGUGCUAAACUAUGUAAAGAUCAUUUAAAAUAUGUAUUCGAUGUAAAAUUUAUAAUUUGUGUAAUUUAGCAAAAUAGCUGCACACAAUUUACAAGAAAAUCUCGUAAGCAUCAAAAAAGAGCGAGAUGAGAAGAUCCCGAGUGAGCGAGCGAGUGAGCGAGACAGACGCGCGUACGGCGCUCGUGUGAUUGUAUAACAAUACAAGAAGCGUACUUUCGUUUGUACGUCGACUUAUUUAUUCGGCAUAAUUUUAUAUCUAUAAAUGUUAAUAUUUUUAAUUUUAUUAGAGCCAAGUUGUAGAGGCGCCCC
Papilio machaon (common yellow swallowtail) is the source of this 3359-nucleotide messenger RNA. RefSeq names its product actin-binding LIM protein 2 (gene Unc-115a). Gene Ontology annotation, cellular component: actin cytoskeleton. The record is from RefSeq and is a predicted model, not a curated record. Gene Ontology annotation, molecular function: actin filament binding. The coding region runs from base 246 to 2777 and encodes 843 amino acids. The transcript is spliced from 18 exons. NCBI's taxonomy places the organism in Eukaryota, Metazoa, Arthropoda, Insecta, Lepidoptera, Papilionidae. Gene Ontology annotation, biological process: lamellipodium assembly; cytoskeleton organization.